This is a messenger RNA of Bombyx mandarina (wild silkworm), 1906 nucleotides long. RefSeq names its product serine protease inhibitor 2 (gene serpin-2). The record is from RefSeq and is a predicted model, not a curated record. NCBI's taxonomy places the organism in Eukaryota, Metazoa, Arthropoda, Insecta, Lepidoptera, Bombycidae. Gene Ontology annotation, molecular function: serine-type endopeptidase inhibitor activity.
AAAGUUUACACCCCACUUACAUAUUUUCUUAUUUAUAUAAUAAAGGAAUUUUCACAAUUAAUUGUAAAAAAAGGUGUUAUAUUGAGAAAACUAUUUUUAAAUCACCCGUUUUAUGGGUAUUCAUAGUUGUGACAAUCAUUGAUAAGAUAAUAAUUUGUUGUGAUAAGUAAGUACUACGACUUCGAUGGUACCGGUGGUGAUAGAAAUUUAUUUUCCUCAGUUGAAGUGAAAAUAAUUGAUGAAUCAUAAUAGACUAAAGGAUUAAUUAUUAUCGAUGAUAUUUGCCAGAGUUUUGUUAAUACUAUUUACACUAUUGGAAAUAAAGAACCCUGUUCUCAGUAUGGAUUCAAAGGCUUUAUCCUCUGCAAUCACCAAGUUCUCUGCAAAGUUUUGCAAUGAACUGGAUAAAAAGAAGAAUGUUGUAUCUUCGCCAUUGUCAGCAGAAUACUUGCUGGCGUUGAUAACUUUGGGAACUACUGAUCCCGCACACGAAGAGCUAUUGACAAGCCUAGGUAUCCCGGAUGAUGACACGAUUCGCUCAUCAUUCUCGGCUGUGUCGUCAAAAUUGAAAUCAAUAAAAGGUGUUACGUUUAAUGUAGCCAACAAAAUAUACAUCAAGGAGGGUGACUAUGAGCUCGACCCAAAACUUAAGAAGGACGCUGUCGAGGUAUUCGAUGCAGAUUUUGAAAAAGUUAACUUCGAUAACGGAGCCGCAGCCGCCGGCCUAAUAAACAAAUGGGUUGAAAAUAAAACAAAUGAACGUAUUAAAGAUCUCUUGAGUGAAGACAGCCUCGAUUCGUAUACGCGUUUGGUUUUGGUCAACGCUCUCUACUUCAAGGGUACAUGGCAAAACCAGUUCGACUCUAUAAGCACCAUGGAGCGACCGUUCUAUGUUGACACCGAAACGACAGUUAAUAUUCCUAUGAUGUACCAAGAAAAUAAUUUCAAGUAUGGUGAGAGCCACGACCUCAAUGCGCAGUUACUUGAAAUGGCGUAUGAAGGUAACGAUGCCAGCAUGGUUAUCGUGCUGCCGAACGAAAUUAAUGGCCUUGACGGGAUACUGCAGAAGCUGGCCGAUGGCUACGACCUAACUUCGGAACUGGACAAAAUGUUCUCGACCAAAGUGCGAGUGACGGUGCCGAAAUUCAAGAUCGAAACUGAGAUUGAUCUACUUCAAGUUUUGCCCAAGUUGGGUAUUCAGGCGAUCUUCAACCGCCAGAAUUCCGGUCUGACCAAGAUCUUGGAUAACGACGAGCCGCUGUACGUAUCCAAGGCUGUGCAAAAAGCCUUCAUUGAAGUCAACGAGGAAGGCGCCGAAGCAGCCGCCGCCACAGCAAUGGGCAUUGCAUUUUGCACUGCAUUUAUUGACGAGCCACCAGUACCUUCCUUCGAUGCUGAUCGGCCAUUCGUAGCGGCAAUCUACGCCCAUGGAAUCUCUCACUUCUAUGCCAUAUACCGUGGGAAAAAUGAUGAAUAAAUUUAGUGCACACAUUAACAACGAAAGGAAUACCAAAAAGUAUUUGUAUUACAUCCCUGGUGUUUUGAUUCUGUGUUAGUAUUGUGCGUGUGUGAUACGUACCCAGUUAUUUAUUUAUACCCAAUGUAACAAGCAAAAUAAAAUCGAAUGCUCUCACUUAACGAAUUGAAAUGAAAUGCAAGUUUAUUUACAUAUUACCUACGAGCCAAACCCAUCUUUUCCAUUUAUCAAGACACCAACCAACUCUAGUGCAGAGGACAAAUGUGUUGUAAUUAGUGUGAAGCAAGAACCUAAUAUAUGUUGGUUUAAAUGUCACUGAUAUCUGUUGCAAUCUUUUCUUCUAUUUUGUAUAUUAUAAAAGUAAAUUUUUGCUUAAUAACUAUUAUUAAAGGAAAAAUUAAAGAUGUUUAGUUGAAAUUAAUUGAACGU